UUUCCGGUGUUGUGAAUGUCUCCCCACCGUGGAACAUGGCGGCCAGCACCCGCGGCCGCUCCUUCCGGCACCUCAGGAUACGAGGUCGGAAUGACAGCGGGGAGGAGAAUGUCCCCAUAGAUCUCAGCAGAGAACCAAGUGACAACUUGAGAGAAAUUCUUCAAAAUGUGGCCAAACUUAAUGGAGUCUCCAACAUGAGAAAGCUGGGCCAUUUGAACAAUUUUAUUAAGCUUCUGUGCAAAGUUGGCCACAAUGAAGACAAAUUAGGUUUUACGUAUGAAGACAUAAUUAUAUGUUUGCGAUUAGCUUUGUUGAAUGAAGCAAAAGAAGUGCGAGCGGCUGGACUCAGAGCCUUUCGUUACCUUAUCCGAGAUUCCAGUAUUUUACAGAAGGUGCUAAAGUUGAAAGUAGAUUACUUAAUAGCAAGAUGCAUAGACAUACAACAAAGUAAUGAAGUAGAAAGGACUCAAGCACUUCGACUAGUCCGAAAGAUGAUUACUGUGAAUGCUUCCUUGUUCCCUAGCUCUAUAACAAAUUCCUUGAUAGCAGUUGGAAAUGACGGCCUUCAAGAGAGAGACCGGAUGGUUCGAGCCUGCAUAGCCAUUAUCUGUGAACUAGCACUUCAAAACCCAGAAGUGGUGGCACUCAGAGGUGGACUGAGUACUAUCCUUAAAAAUGUGAUUGAUUGCCAAUUAAGCCGGAUAAAUGAGGCACUUAUCACUACAAUCUUGCACCUACUUAAUCAUCCAAAAACCCGACAGUAUGUGCGAGCUGAUGUGGAAUUAGAGCAAAUCCUCGCGCCAUACACAGAUUUUCACUACAGACAUAAUCCAGACACUGCAGAAGGCCAGCUCAAAGAGGAUAGAGAAGCACGAUUCCAAGCAAGCAAACUGGGGAUUGUAGCAGCAUUCCGAUCGUGGGCAGGUAUUAUUAGCCUAUGCAAGCCUGGUAACUCUGGGAUCCAAUCGAUAAUAGGGGUACUUUGUAUACCAAACAUGGAAAUACGGAGAGGCCUGCUUGAGGUACUGUAUGAAAUUUUUCGCCUCCCGAUUCCUGUUGUUACAAAGGACUUCAUAGAUGCCCUUCUAAGUGUAGAACCCAGUCGAUUUCAGGAAUGUUGGAGACUUUCAGACGGGUUUGUAGCAGCAGAGGCUAAAACUAUUCUUCCACACAGAGCACGCUCAAGACCUGAUCUUAUGGACAACUACAUGGCAUUGGUACUGUCUGCGUUCAUUUCAAAUGGCCUGUUGGAGGGUCUGGUUGAGGUGAUUACAAGCAGCGAUGAUGAUGUUUCUGUUAGAGCUACCAUCAUUCUUGGGGAGCUAUUGCACAUGGCAAACACAAUCCUUCCUCAUUCACAUAGUCACCACUUGCACUGCUUACCAACGCUAAUGAACAUGGCAGCGUCUUUUGAUAUCCCAAUUGAGAAAAGGCUACGGGCCAGUGCUGCUCUAAGUUGUUUGAAACGCUUCCACGAAAUGAAAAAACGUGGCCCAAAGCCUUAUAGUCUGUAUUUGGAUCACAUUGUACAGAAAGCGAUCACCACACAUCAAAAGAAGGAUCCACAUGUACGCAUUCAGAAAGAUAUCUUCAUACUAAAGGAUUCAGAAGAAGCUUUAGUGACAAACCUAAGAGACAGUCAAGUAUUGAAUCAUAAAGAAAACCUGAAGUGGAACUGGAGUCUCAUUGGGACCAUCUUAAAGUGGCCAAAUGUGAACUUGAGGAAUUGUAAAGAUGAGCAACUGCACAGGUUUAUUCGGCGACUCCUGUAUUUUUACAAGCCCAGCAGCAAACUCUAUGCCAAUUUGGAUCUAGACUACAACAAGGCAAAGCAACUUACUGUAGUGGGAUGCCACUUCACUGAAUUUUUAUUGGACUCUGAAGAGGAUGGACAGACUUACCUAGAGGAUCUUGUUAAGGACAUUGUGCAGUGGCUUAGCUCGUCAUCUGGAAUGAAACCAGAACGUGGCCUUCAGAACAAUGGCUUACUUAACACGCUCAGCCAGCACUACUUUCUUUUUAUUGGCACCCUGUCCUGUCAUCCACAUGGGGUCAAGAUGCUUGAGAAAUGUAAUGUGUUCCAGUGUCUUCUAAAUCUCUGCUCGCUAAAAAACCAAGACCACUUGUUAAAAUUGGCGGUGUCCAGUUUGGAUUACAGUCGUGAUGGACUUGCCAGAGUGAUCCUGUCCAAAACUUUGACUGCAUCUGCUGAUAGCUGCCGGUUAUAUGCUACAAAGCACCUGCGCGUUCUUCUUAGAGCUAAUGUAGAGUUUUUCAGUAACUGGGGAAUAGAGCUUUUGGUGACUCAGCUGCAUGAUAAAAGCAAAGCGAUUUCCACUGAAGCCCUGGACAUCUUGGAUGAGGCCUGUGAAGACAAGGCUAAUCUUCAUGCUCUCAUCCAAAUGAAACCAGCUCUUUCUCAUCUCGGGGACAAGGGCUUACUUCUUCUACUUAGGUUUUUGUCCAUUCCAAAAGGAUUUUCGUACCUGAAUGAAAGAGGUUAUGUAACAAAGCAGCUUGACAAAUGGCAGAAGGAAUACAAUUUGAAAUAUGUGGAUUUAAUUGAAGAACAACUUAAUGAAGCUCUCACUACAUACCGCAAACCUGUCGAUGGUGAUAACUAUGUUCGCCGAAGCAACCAAAGAGUACUACGUCCAUAUGUGUAUCUACCAGUUCACCUGUAUGGGCAGCUGGUGCAUCACAAAACUGGAUGUCAUCUUUUGGAGGUUCAGAAUAUUGUCCCAGAUCUGAGUUACACUGUUCGAUCACCUACAUUAGACAAAUGGGAAGGAAUCAAGCAACUGAAAGCAGCUCUUUGGUCACUGGGAAAUAUUGGGUCUUCGAACUGGGGCCUUAAUUUACUUCAAGAGGAAAAUGUUAUCCCAGAUAUAAUCGCACUUGCCCAGCAUUGUGAAGUGCUCUCAAUACGAGGGACAUGUGCCUAUGUUCUUGGAUUGCUGGCCAAAACAAAGCAAGGAUGUGAUAUCUUGAAGCACUAUAACUGGGAUUCAGUGAGACACAGUCGCAGACAUCCAUGGCCUGUAGUCCCUGAUGACAUGGAGCAGCUUUGUAAUGAAUUACCUUCCGUCCCAAGCACACUUAGUCUAAACUCUGAAUCCACUAGCUCUCGGCAUAACAGUGAAAGUGAAUCAGCACCUCCAAGUAUGUAUAUUAUAGAGGAUGAUCGGUAUGGUACUUCUUCCCCAAACUUCCUUUUCACGGAAGAAUCUGAGCAAACGUUUCUUGAUAAACCUUUAAAGGAUAAGGAUCGCAGCCCUUUCAUGCUGCUAGCGCAAAGCAAGUUUGUCAAAAAUCGAUUUUUAAAUUCGUUAACUUUGCCCAGUAAAAAGCCUCGGAGCAGCAGUAGUAGUGAUCCUAAAACACGUGAACGUAUAGGUGAAAACAAGGGGGGGUUGAGACGAAACCGAACACUAACAGAACCCACUUCUAAUACAGACUUUAACUCCAUGGACAGUUUCAGUUCAGUCUUCAAAGUUCCAAAAAUUAACACACUGCGCUUAGAAACCUCAUUUGUCAGCAAACAAACAGAUGACACAGGGAGUACACCUAGUUUUACAGAAAAUGAUUUGAAGCUUCCAAAAUGUUUUGGAAAUGAUAUCCACAGGGACCAUGCAAGCAGAGAAAAAUUAAUAGCAGACGGGACGAUUACCACUCAUUUCAAAAGCCGCAGUUUAAGUUUUAACACCGACACCACAACCAGUGGUAUUAGCUCAAUGAGCUCAAGUCCUUCCAGAGAGACAGUGGGAAUAGACACUGCAAACCUCGAUACAGACUGUGGGAGCUUGAGCACAGUAGUAAGCACCAAAACUGUCAAAACUAACCCGUCCAUACUGCAUCCGAAUCAUCUGCCUCUUUCAAAAUCAAACUCUGUAUCUUUGGUACCUCCAGGGUUGUCACAUACACUUCCACGCAGAGCGCAGUCCCUCAAGGCACCUUCUAUUGCUGCAAUAAAAAGUUUAGCCGAUUAUCAUUUUAGCUACACAAGCUCACGAGAUGCGUUUGGCUAUGCCACACUGAAACGACUGCAGCAGCAACGUAUGCAUCCUUCACUGUCACAUUCUGAAGCCCUUGCAUCACCUGCCAAAGAUGUUCUCUUCACGGAUACAAUAACCAUGAAGACAGGAAGCUUGGACUCCCGACUAACCUCAAGCAGGUUCAUGAAAGCAUUAAGUUAUGCAUCGCUAGACAAAGAAGAUUUAUUAAGUCCUAUUAAUCAUAAUACACUUCAACGCUCCUCUUCUGUACGUUCCAUGGUGUCAAAUGCAGCCUAUGGCAGUUCUGAUGACUACAUUGGUCUAGCUCUUCCUGUGGAUAUAAAUGAUAUGUUCCAGGUAAAAGAUACUCCUUAUUUUCAGAAGUCUAUACCUCCAUGUGAAGAACGCGUAGCAAACUUCUUUGCACCAGAAGUACCAGCUGUCCCAGGAUCUGGUGUUAAAAGUCCUUUCCAGGCAUUGCGACAGCAAUUCAGCAUUACUGAAAUCAUGAACUCAAGUCGCUCAGAUGCUUCCCAGUUCCUUGAAAAUACAGAAGACACCGGUUUGCAGGAACAUACAGAUGAUAACUGCCUCUAUUGUGUUGGCUUGCAAAUAUUGGGAUACAAUCAUAGUAAUCAAUUAAAUGAGUUUGGUCGUUUAGACUUUCCUGACAUUCCAUAUUCUGAUUGGUGCGCGCAUACCAUCCCCAAUCACUUAGAGGUGGUAUCUAACACUUCAAAGUUUUCUGGGAUAUCAGGGUGUAGUGAUGCUGCUUCACAGGGUUCCACGAGCAGUACCAAAAGUACAGACUUAGUUUUAGGUGGAAAGUCAAUUCCUGAAGAUACGCCAAUGUGCCGAAUAUUGCUGAGAAAAGAGGUCCUAAGACUGGUCAUUAAUUUAAGUAGCUCAGUAGGAACAAAAGGUCAUGAAACUGGGCUUUUAACGAUUAAAGAAAAGUUUCCCCAGGCAUUUGAUGACAUCUGCCUGUAUUCUGAGGUUUCCCACUUGCUUUCUCAUUGCACAUUUCGACUUCCUUCUCGGCGGUUCAUUCAGGAGCUCUUUCAGGAUGUGCAGUUUCAGCUUAUGCACGAAGAAGCUGAAACUCUCCUUGCCGUUCCUCCAAAGCAUCCUAUAAUUGACACUGAAGGAGAAUCCUGACCUCAGAAUUCAAAGAUGGACUAAUAAAGAACAGAUGUUGUCUGACCCACAGAUGGCAAACAGAGGAGCAGAUCCUGUCAUUCUGUUCAGUGCAAACUGCUAUAUGCACAGUGACUGGGAAGCCACCUUUUUGUUUGUUUUUAAAAAAAAAAUAAUAAUUUAA
Molecule: messenger RNA, 5316 nt
Organism: Pelobates fuscus (common spadefoot toad)
Lineage: Eukaryota; Metazoa; Chordata; Amphibia; Anura; Pelobatidae
Gene: RICTOR
Product: RPTOR independent companion of MTOR complex 2
Exons: 38
Coding region: 36-5153 (1705 amino acids)
Biological process (GO): TORC2 signaling; positive regulation of phosphatidylinositol 3-kinase/protein kinase B signal transduction
Cellular component (GO): TORC2 complex
Molecular function (GO): protein serine/threonine kinase activator activity
Source: RefSeq, a predicted model, not a curated record